Molecule: messenger RNA, 5891 nt
Organism: Herpailurus yagouaroundi (jaguarundi)
Lineage: Eukaryota; Metazoa; Chordata; Mammalia; Carnivora; Felidae
Gene: HMGXB3
Product: HMG-box containing 3
Exons: 20
Coding region: 1063-4941 (1292 amino acids)
Source: RefSeq, a predicted model, not a curated record
CGAGGGCCGCCGGGAAGGGUCUCCCUGGCGAUCCGAGGUGUGCUGCUGCCGCUGCUGCCGCCGCCGCCGCCGCGGAACCGGUGCUGCGGCGACGCCCGCGUCCCUGCUGUCUUCCUCGGGUUCCCCGGGGCUUGACCCCCGGGGCCCUCGGCAGGCGUCGGUGAAGAGCCUGCGGAGCUAACCUGUGCUCCCGUACCUGCCUUCCACGACCUCAUAUCGCGACUCCGAGGAGGGGGAGCGAGAGGAGCUGUCGCGACUCCGCGCCGUGUGUCGCCGGGCGGGGCCGCGGGGCCGGGGCUCCUCCAGCCCCCGGGAUGCGCGCGCGAGCCCUCGCCUCCACUUCCUUGUUGCCGCUGUCACGACUGGAGCCGCUUCUCGCCGACAGCGGGGAGCGCGAGUGCGCCGGCCAGCCCCCUCGUCGUGCCCUCGGGCCGGACGCCUCCGGGAAUGUGAGCCGCGCGGCGUGCACGCUCCUCCGGACUCGAACCUGAACUAGCUGAAGGACCUACCUGCUCAAAGUCACACAAGCUGGCAGAGUGUAAAGAAAUCUAUUACAUACAGCCACUUACUGCGUGUCUGAAUGAAUCAUUGAAGCAGUUUGCUUAAGGUAAUGAAACAUGAGAGAGGGUCCAGAACUUCUGACUCCUGGCUAAGUAUUCUUUUUACCUGUUACCAUAUGGAAUUCUUAUAAUGUGGGGGCCAUUCUUUGAGUUGAAGAAUUAUUACGUCCCAUGAAUAAUUAUAAGCAAAUGGGCUGUCUAAGCUAGUGAUCCUAAAUUUGCCUAGUCAAAGGAAUCACCUGGGACACUUGUUAAGCAUGCAGAUUUCCAUACCCUCUGGAGAUUUCAGAUUCUGAAAAGCUGAGGUGGAACCCUGGAAUCUGUAUGUUUGUUAAGUACUCCGCCCCCCCUCCUCCUCCCAGUGCUUCCUAGGAUCUGCUGAGUUUGGGAAAUGACUGAACCUUAAGGGCCUGGCAGAGAUAGGGGAUCACUGGAUCAAGUGCCUGCUGUCCUUUUUAGGACAGAUUCUUGAAACUUGUUUGUGUUUGCCUUUGCUCUAGCCAUGGAUGCAUCAUAUGAUGGUACUGAGGUAACUGUCGUGAUGGAGGAAAUUGAGGAAGCCUACUGUUAUACCUCUCCUGGGCCACCCAAGAAGAAGAAAAAGUACAAAAUACAUGGAGAAAAGGCCAAGAAACCCAGGUCGGCUUACCUUCUCUACUAUUAUGACAUCUACUUGAAAGUGCAGCAGGAGCUCCCCCACCUCCCUCAAUCCGAGAUCAAUAAGAAGAUUAGUGAAAGUUGGAGGCUCCUGAGUGUGGCUGAGAGGAGUUAUUAUCUGGAGAAAGCCAAACUAGAGAAAGAAGGUUUGGAUCCUAACUCUAAGCUCUCUGCACUGACUGCUGUGGUUCCGGACAUCCCAGGUUUCCGCAAGAUCCUCCCCCGCUCAGAUUACAUCAUCAUCCCCAAGAGCAGCCUACAGGAGGAUCGGAACUGCCCUCAGCUAGAGCUUUGUGUGGCCCAGAACCAGAUAUCCCCUAAAGGGCCAUCUCUUGUGUCCAGUGCUGCCCCGGAGGCAGUGCCCAGCCAUGCAGGCAUGGCAGAGCAGUGCCUGGCUGUGGAGGCCCUAGCUGAGGAGGUGGGAGCCCUUGCCCAGCCAGGUGCUGUACAAGAGAUCGCUACCUCAGAGAUCCUCAGCCAGGAUGUGCUCCUGGAGGAGGCUUCCCUGGAGGUAGGAGAGAGCCACCAACCGUACCAGACAAGCCUGGUGAUUGAAGAGACCUUAGUGAACGGCUCACCAGACCUCCCCACCGGAAGCCUGGCUGUGCCCCACCCCCAGGUUGGGGAGAGCAUGUCAGUGGUAACUGUCAUGAGGGAUCCCAGUGAGAGUAGCUCCUCUGCGCCAGCCACGCAGUUCAUCAUGUUGCCUCUUCCUGCCUACUCAGUUGUGGAGAACCCCACCUCCAUCAAACUGACCACUACAUACACCCGCCGGGGCCAUGGGACAUGCACCAGCCCAGGUUGCUCCUUUACCUAUGUCACCAGGCACAAACCACCCAAGUGCCCUAUCUGUGGUAACUUCCUAGGAGGGAAGUGGAUCCCAAAGGAAAAGCCAGCCAAAGUCAAAGUGGAAUUGGCUCCUGGUGUCUCCUCCAAAGGUUCGGUGGUUAAAAGAAAUCAGCAGCCUGUCACCACUGAGCAAAACUCCUCUAAGGAAAAUGCCUCCAAACUGACUCUGGAGAACUCAGAAGCUGUAAGCCAGCUCCUAAGUGUAGCUCCUCCGAGAGAAGUGGGUGAGGAGAAUGAGUGGGAGGAAGUGAUCAUCUCAGAUGCCCAUGUUUUGGUCAAGGAAGCUCCUGGGAAUCGUGGUACGGCAGCCACGAAGACGCCGGUGGUCAAGAAUGGUGUGCCGCCUGAGGUCUCUCUGGGGACAACUGAGAAUGACAGUCCAGGACCAGACAUACCACCACCAGCUGAGAGGACCAGCACCUCCAGUCCUCUCCCUGCUCCCAAAAAGCCUGCAGGAGUUGACCCGCUCACCCCUGGGCUCAGAGCCCCUGAGCUUAAGGGCAAAGCUCGGGGCAAGCCCUCAUUACUGGCUGCGGCAAGACCCAUGAGAGCAAUUCUCCCAGCCCCAUCUAAUGUGGGCCGAGGCAACAGCAUGGGACUGUCCAGGGCCAGGCAGGCCUUUCCCCUGAGUGAUAAAACCCCCUCUGUGAGGACUUGUGGCCUGAAGCCAAGCACGCUGAAGCAGCUGGGCCAGCCAAUCCAACAGUCAUCACACAGCAGUGAAGUGAAGCUAACAAAUGGCCCGGGCAGUCGGACGUCACAAGUAAAAGUUGUAGAAGUCAAGCCUGAUCUGUUUCCUCCAUACAAGUACAGCUGCACUGUAACGCUGGAUUUGGGACUCGCUACUUCAAGAGGCCGGGGAAAGUGCAAGAAUCCCUCUUGUAACUACGUCUACACCAACCGACAUAAACCGCGGAUUUGUCCCAGCUGUGGUUUUAACCUUGCUAAAGACCGGACUGAGAAAACCACCAAGGCUCUUGAGGUCAGCUCACCGCUCCCAGAUGUGCUGAGUGCCACAGAGCCCCUGAGCCUGGCCCAGAGGGAGGUGCAGCGCCAGUCCACUCUGCAGCUGCUGCGCAAAGUCCUGCAGAUUCCUGAGAACGAGUCUGAGCUGGCUGAGGUCUUCGCCUUGAUUCACGAACUCAACAGCUCUCGACUCAUUCUGUCCAACGUGAGUGAAGAGACGGUCACCAUCGAGCAGACCUCUUGGUCGAAUUAUUAUGAGUCUCCGUCCACGCAGUGCCUACUCUGUAGCAGCCCAUUAUUCAAAGGGGGACAAAACUCCCUGGCCGGGCCCCAGGAGUGCUGGCUGCUGACAGCCAGCCGGCUACAGGUGGUGACUGCCCAGGUGAAGAUGUGUCUGAACCCUCAUUGUCUGGCCCUGCACAGCUUCACGGACAUCUAUGCAGGUCUCUUUAAUGUGGGGAACAAGCUACUAGUGAGCCUGGACUUGCUCUUUGCAAUCCGAAACCAGAUCAAGUUGGGGGAGGACCCCAGAGUGUCCAUCAGCACUGUUCUGAAGUCAGUGCAGGAGCAGACAGAAAAGACCCUGACCUUGGAGGAGCUGAACCAGCUGCAGGAGCUGCUGUGCAAUGGCUAUUGGGCUUUCGAGUGCCUCACUGUCCGAGACUACAAUGACAUGAUCUGUGGCAUCUGUGGUGUGGCUCCCAAAGUGGAAAUGGCCCAGAGGAAUGAAGAAAAUGUGUUGGCACUGAAGAGCGUGGAAUUCACCUGGCCCGAGUUCUUGGGCCCUAGUGAGGUAAACGUGGAGGACUUUUGGGCCACAAUGGAGACAGAGGUGAUUGAGCAGGUGGCCUUCCCUGCCAGCAUCCCUAUCACCAAGUUUGAUGCGUCUGUUAUUGCCCCCUUCUUUCCACCGCUCAUGAGAGGAGCCGUGGUCGUCAACACUGAGAAAGACAAAAACCUGGAUGUGCAGCCAGUACCUGGCCAUGGCAGUGCUUUGGUGAGGCUACUCCACGAGGGCACCUGCAAGCUUGAGGAGAUUGGCUCCUACAGUGAGGAGGAGCUACGGCACUUGCUGAGGCAGUGUGGCAUCCCCUUUGGGACAGAAGACUCCAAGGAACAGCUCUGCUUCUCCUUGUUGGCCCUCUAUGAAUCUGUACAGAAUGGAACCAGAGUUAGACAGCCCCCACCUCAUCUCACGGGGGGUAAAAUCUACAAGGUGUGCCCCCAUCAGGUGAUCUGUGGCUCCAAGUAUCUCGUGCGGGGCGAAAGUGCCCGCGACCAUGUGGAUCUGCUGGUCUCUUCCCGCCACUGGCCACCUGUCUACGUGGUAGACAUGGCCACACCAGUGGCCCUGUGUGCUGACCUCUGCUACCCAGAGCUGACCAACCAGAUGUGGGGGAGGAACCAGGGCUGCUUCUCUAGUCCUGCGGAGCCACCUGUGAGCGUAUCCUGCCCAGAGCUCUUGGACCAGCAUUAUACUGUGGACGUGAUGGAGGCUGAGCACUCCGUCCAGCACCCGGCCACCAAGACUGCCGCACGGCACAUCGUCCAUAUAGACACACAGUCCAGUCUUGGUGACCCCAGUACCGGGCACCACUCUUCAGCCCUGUGCCCUGAGUUAGCACCCUACGCAGCCAUCCUGGCCUCCAUUGCAGACAGCAAACCAAACAGUGUCCGCCAGCGGCCCAUUGCCUUUGACAAUGCCACCCACUAUUACCUCUACAACCGCCUCAUGGACUUCCUCACCAGCCGCGAAAUCGUCAACCGGCAGAUCCAUGACAUCGUGCAGAGCUGCCAGCCUGGCGAGGUGGUCAUCCGUGACACCCUCUACCGCCUUGGGGUUGCUCAGAUCAAGACAGAGGCUGAGGAAGAGGGUGAGGAAGAGGAGGUGGCUGCAGUGACAGUAUAAGCCAGGCUCUUGCACCGGGACUGGGACUGCACCAUCUCAAGCCAUAGUGAGGCCCUUGCCCGAGGCAAAUCCAUCCAGGGAACCAGCGAGAAUGUUCACCUUUGGGGAGGCCUCUGAUGCUGGGACUGACCAAAGAGCUUCCCUUUCCUGAGCAUGGUGGGGCACGGGAGCCAUGGUUCUCAAUCUCCUGGGGGUCAGGAGAAGCACCAGGACACUCCUUACUAGCCCCAGAGAGCACUUAGGGGAUAUAGGAUGUUCAACAGAGGGGAACGGAGGCUGAGGGAAUGCUGGUAGCGGAUGGCUUCCCUGGGGCCUGCUGCAGGUCCGGGUCGAGGUCCUGGGGUGGGCUGAAGCGGAGUCCGGCCUUCCGGGGGGGGAUGGCCACUGAGGUAGCUCUUCCCACCCCAGGGAACGCUCUUUCCAGCCCCUGUGGCCACACAACUUCCUUUUAGCCUGUUGCCUUUGACUUGGGGGCCUUUGGGGCCUCAUUAGCUCUAGGGGUCCCUUUGGGCUCUUGAUUUUCCCAGAGGGGGGAUGCAUUUCCUUCCUACUCUUCCUGCACCCAGAUUUGGGGGAAGCUGAGGAAGGAGAAACAGCCACCGCUCUCUUCCAGGACUGUCUUCUCUGCCCUGAGCUUUAAGGAAGAGGACCCCCUUCCUCCUUUCCCUGGCCACUGCUGCUGCACCCCACAUCCUUUCUGGGCCCUGGAUCCUCACCACAGAAGGGAUGUGGCCCACUGGCAUGACAUAACCUGGCGGCAGUAGGAAAAACUCCCUUCUGUGAAGGGGAAGCAGACUGGGCCAUAAGGAAACAGCGGGACUGGCUCAAGUGCCUAAGGUUUGCUUAGGGCACGGGAAUUGGCCGUGUGUUAUUUAAUUUAUUGAGAGGAGUGGAGUAGGUGGCUUUUUUCCCCUCCUUCCCCUGCCAAGAAUAAAAUUUAUUAAAUUAUC